Messenger RNA from Carlito syrichta (Philippine tarsier), 270 nucleotides. RefSeq names its product serine peptidase inhibitor, Kunitz type 3 (gene SPINT3). Lineage: Eukaryota; Metazoa; Chordata; Mammalia; Primates; Tarsiidae. Bases 1 to 270 code for a protein of 89 amino acids. Gene Ontology annotation, molecular function: serine-type endopeptidase inhibitor activity. The record is from RefSeq and is a predicted model, not a curated record. The transcript is spliced from 2 exons.
AUGAAACUCCAGGCCUCUCUCCUGUUUCUCCUGACUCUCACUUUCUGCCAAGAACUUCGAUCGGAAGAAGAAGAAGACCAAGUCAAGCCUCUCUUCCCAAAUGUAUGCAAUCUUCCUAUGGAUAAGGGCCAUUGUCGAGCUGCCUUCCCACGAUGGUUUUACAACCGUAACACUGGUAAAUGUGAGCAGUUUAUUUAUGGAGGCUGCAGAGGCAACAGCAACAACUUUUUGAAGAAAGAAGAGUGUGACAAAGUCUGCCAUCCCACCUGA